AGAAAAAAAAAUCUUCGCAAAAACUAAACCAGCGACUCAAAAAGUCAGCAGCAGCAUCAGCAGCUCCUCCACGCCCAUUUGAUUGAGGAUAUUUCUCUAUUUCCGGCGGUUGAGUAAGCUAUCUUCAAAGCAAUGGCAGCCACGGCCUCCACCGCAGCGGCCACCGCCGCCCUGAGACCUUGCCUGGCUGCUCCCCAACCCACUCGCCGCCCCGCCAUGCCGCUCCUCCCUCCUCGCCUCGCCUCCCCGUCUUUCCCCACUUCCCUCAAUUUGUCUUUAGAGUUUCGUAGAUCUUCUCUGCUUCAAACCCGGGCCUCGUCUUCGGAAGAAUCAUCUGCUGCUGAUGCGUCUGAGCUCUUUACAGACUUGAAAGAAAAGUGGGAUGCCCUUGAGAACAAAUCCACAGUACUUCUCUAUGGAGGCGGGGCGAUAGUUGCUGUUUGGCUAUCCUCAAUUCUUGUUGGUGCAAUCAACUCAGUGCCAUUGCUGCCAAAGAUCCUGGAGUUGGUAGGACUUGGAUAUACAGGGUGGUUUGUGUACCGAUAUCUACUCUUCAAGUCAAGCAGAAAGGAACUAGCUGAUGACAUUGAAGCAUUGAAGAAGAAGAUUGCUGGGACCGAAUAAGAAUGUGUGUUAUCGGUCGCCAUAUUCAACAUGCUUAGUUCCUCUUAUUAUCAUUUUGUAUUCUAUUCUCCUACCCUUAUGAGAGGCAAUCUAAAUCAUGUAAUGUGGAAUAGGUCUUGCUUUAAAUCUUUGUAACUUGUGUACCUUUUCAUUGUAUGUGUAAUAAGAUUUGUCAAGUUCUUUAGAUGGAAACCCCUUUCUCAA
This is a messenger RNA of Momordica charantia (bitter melon), 828 nucleotides long. Its product is annotated as CURVATURE THYLAKOID 1A-like protein. The record is from RefSeq and is a predicted model, not a curated record. NCBI's taxonomy places the organism in Eukaryota, Viridiplantae, Streptophyta, Magnoliopsida, Cucurbitales, Cucurbitaceae. Gene Ontology annotation, cellular component: chloroplast thylakoid membrane; thylakoid.